AUGAUGAUGGCCUAUUCACCGGAACAACCAUCAUUGCCUGUACAUUCAUCUGAUCUGCUUCAGUCAUCAAAUUCCCAUACCGCUUUCACUAAUUCAUUGGCUUUUAAGCCUACCGAUGAACCGAUCUAUUAUUAUACAAUAGCUAAAGGAGAUGUCGAAAAUUUGUCUAUCUCGUCGUUGUAUGAUAGUCGAGAAAACAGUCGGUUAUGUGCUCACCGUUGUUACGAUGAUGUGCAGGUGGAUCGGUGCCGUCAUAACAGUUUUUUGAAACGCGACAUAUCGACACCGAAGAUGAAAUCACCACUUUCACGUGAAUCAGACGCAUACCGACCCGAUUCAAGCGUCUACCAGAAUUGCUACUGUCAGUGUUCCAUCAAUCGUUUGCAAAACCUCACUACUACAUUUCAAAGUCAACCGAAUGAUGUUUGGCAGACUCGGAAGUAUUACUGUGAGGAGAAGGUGGUAAUUGUGCUGAGAGACGAAGUGGAACGUGUUGGCUUCUCUAUCGGUGGUAUCAUUCCCGGGAAUCACGGUGCAGCGAUCAAUUCCGUCCUCCCUGGUAUGGCACUUUAA
Molecule: messenger RNA, 573 nt
Organism: Acanthocheilonema viteae
Lineage: Eukaryota; Metazoa; Nematoda; Chromadorea; Rhabditida; Onchocercidae
Source: the annotation of a GenBank genome assembly